Geodia barretti is the source of this 1186-nucleotide messenger RNA. Lineage: Eukaryota; Metazoa; Porifera; Demospongiae; Tetractinellida; Geodiidae. The record is from the annotation of a GenBank genome assembly.
UGGGGGUGUACCAUGACAUGUGUUAAUCUGAGGUGUACAUCACAAGUCUAUCCUGGUAUCCCACCUCAGUGUUGGUGACGGGCAGUACAGAUGUCCACGUGCUGUCUCCACCGCACUGUGUGUGCAUGACGUCCAGGGUCUGGACCCAGAGUGCAGAGGUCACGGGAAGUGUGAGGGGACAGAGUGUGUGUGUCACUCCCCGUGGACUGGUGGAGUGUGUGAGACUCUCAACUGUUCCAACACUGACUGCACUGGACACGGCAACUGCUCUGAUGGGGUGUGUGAGUGUGAUGAAGGCUGGAUUGGAGAACUUUGUGAAAAAGCAUGUCCUAGCAACCGGUAUGGGCAGGAUUGCAGGCAGUACUGCUGGUGCUUUAGUAACUCUCACUGUCACCCGACUACUGGCCACUGUGUGUGUCCUUCUGGCUUCUCUGGAUACACCUGCAUGGACGAGUGUGGUGAAGGUUACUAUGGAGCUGGAUGCAAAGACAAGUGUGUGUGUAUCCUGACUGUUCUGGUCAUGGCCACUGUCUACUAUACAUAAAUGGAUUUGUCUCUGUGAUGAGGGAUGGACAGGAAAUAGCUGCAAUACAUCCGAGGAAAGCAUGGCUCAAUGGAACUUUUAACUUUCUUCUCUUCUGCGUCCUCACCAUCUUCCUUCUCCCCUUCCCCAACCUCCACAGGUGUUUACUUUGACUCUCGCCACAACCAUCAACAUCAGGCUACAAGUGUUGCAGCCAGUAGUGAGUGUGACUGCAGCAAGUCAUGUAGGGAGGAAGGGGUCAAAUGCAGUGCAGUGAAUAUAAAUAGCACAUCGCAGUCACCUGUGGUAGUGGCAGAGGAUGCCACCAUUCUGCAGUGGACAGUGGCCAUAUCCCUGCUCAUUUCUCUACUCACUCUUCUAAUCCACGUUCUCUUCUGCUACAUCACUCGUCGCUGGACCUACAUGGCAGCAUGCAGAACUCAGGGAACCUUACUUCCACAUCAUACUGAGAGAGCCAACUUGCCAGGAAAUAAAAAUCUAAAGCGACGGAAGCCGCGACCAAAAUAUCAUGUACCACUUAUGUUGCACUAUAGCUCCAGCACUGACUGUAGCUUAUAGCAGUUCAUCAUCUUUUAUUUAUGUUCAUUGUGCAUUGUGUUGUAAAAUAUGGUGAUUUUAGACAAAUUUCAAGUGUCAAUUUAG